Oppiella nova is the source of this 990-nucleotide messenger RNA. The record is from the annotation of a GenBank genome assembly. Lineage: Eukaryota; Metazoa; Arthropoda; Arachnida; Sarcoptiformes; Oppiidae.
GAAGAGUUUGCAGACUUGAAGAUCAAGUGGUUGUUUGACAGCAAAGUAGAUCCCAAUCCGCAUAAGGAAUGGCUGUCCCGGGAGUACACCAAAUGGUCAAAAUGUUUCGCCGAUUAUGACGACCAGAUCAAUGGUAUUAUUGUCAAUGAAAUUACAUUAGUUUUCAACACCACUUCGAGGGAACGGCUGUUAUGUCUAACCAAAUGUCUGGAUGUAUUGGUCUAUUGCAAUAAAUUAUGUAAGGGAACCGGUAGGGAAGGGGGUGUUUCCGUUAUGGAGGAAGUAGUCACUAAAUUGUUGAGUACACUGGAAAGCGGACGGUGCGAUCAGGAGUUUAGUUUAGGUCAGCGACUGUUGGGGGCGUUGAGUGCCAUCGAGCCGGACAUCAAUGGCCACCAGAAGUCAUAUUUAAGAUCUUCGCUGAAGAACUCAUUCAGAGCUCAGUUACACAUUCAGAGGAAGUAUAGUUCCGAUGAUAAGAUCAUACCAUUUGACGACUACUACACCAUACGUAGCGCUGAAUCAGGUUGGGGUUAUAUGAUAGCGCUGUCCGAAUACAACAUCGAGUAUUCAAUACCAGAAUCGGUUCGCUAUAAUGAAUAUGUGCUCAGAUUUUACGAUACAAGCGUCCGGUUGUGUUUGGCUACUGAGGACUACCUGACCCUUAAGUCAAGACUGGCCACCAAUAACAUCCGAAAUGGUGUUAUAUCCUAUGCUUAUAGUAAUGGCUGUAGUAUUCAGUCGGCACUUGACUACUACUAUAAGUAUAUCAAAGAAUUGCAAAAUGAAAGCAAUUCUCUGUUUAAGACAAUUCAACACAAUCUCGAGUUGAAUACAAAGGGUUUGAAUGAAUACAUGGUUUGUGUGAUGAAAAUGCCGGUUGCCUAUCAACAGGUCAUAUCCGAUAUCUAUAAGUUUGAAGUCAAAGAUAACUUUAUAUGUAGUCCAGUGUGGGAUCAACUCAACCAAACACUUCUCAAAAGUCAUUGA